Molecule: messenger RNA, 2371 nt
Organism: Salarias fasciatus (jewelled blenny)
Lineage: Eukaryota; Metazoa; Chordata; Actinopteri; Blenniiformes; Blenniidae
Gene: angptl4
Product: angiopoietin-like 4
Exons: 7
Coding region: 87-1472 (461 amino acids)
Biological process (GO): triglyceride homeostasis
Molecular function (GO): enzyme inhibitor activity
Source: RefSeq, a predicted model, not a curated record
GCCGUGUCUGCUCAUCCAGGAGCUUCAGCUCUUAGAUUCAACUCAGCAAGACAGGCAGGACACUGAACCAGAUCCCAGCAGGAGCAAUGAAGAUCACACUGGCAUCCCUGACGCUCUGCCUGGUGGUGCUCAUGGCCACGGGCUUCCCCUUGGAGAGGAAGGGGGCCUCGCCCUCCGGCAGCAGUGCCAAGGAGAAGCGUGUCCAGUACCCAGGGUGGGACGACGUCAAUGUCAUCGCCCACGGCCUGCUGCAGCUGGGCCAGGGCCUGAAGGAGCAUGUGGACAAGACCAAGGUCCAGAUGAGGGACAUGGCCACCAAGCUGAAGGCCUUCAACCGCACCGUGGCCGAGCUGGGGAGGGAGAGCCAGAAGCUGCGCGCCGAGGGGGAGACCCUGAAGGCCCGGGCCCGGGGGCUGGAGGACCGGGAGGGCCAGCUGCUCAACGUCACGGCCGAGCUGCGGGAGAAGGCGGAGGAGAUGCAGCAGGAGAGGAGGACGAUGAGCGAGAGGAUGAGCCGGCUGGAGGAGAGGGUGGACGGCAUGCUGCAGGGAGACUCGGCGCCGUCUGACGGCAGGAACAGCAGCGAUGCUCACAGCAUCCAGCUCCUUCUGGAGGCUCAGAACAGGCGCAUCGACGACCUGAUGGAGCGCAUCCGGCUCCAGCAGGAGAAGCUGGACAAGCAGAACGUGCGCAUCAGGACCCUGCAGAGUCAGAUCCAGCAGUCCAGACAGAGACUCCCUGCGCGCAGCAGCGACCCUGACGCCUCCGCGGAGCAGCGCGACUCCCCCGAUGAGACUGCGACAGACUGCCACGAGCUGUUCCUGAGAGGAGAGACCAGCAGCGGGGUCUACACCAUCCAGCCGCUCAACUCCGAGGCUUUUCAGGUCUUCUGCCAAAUGACGACUGAUGGCGGCUGGACCGUGAUCCAAAGGCGUCAAGAUGGUUCGGUGGACUUCGACCAGCUGUGGCAGGCCUACGUGAAAGGCUUUGGCAGCCUGAACGGAGAGUUCUGGUUGGGUCUUGAGAAGAUUCACUCCAUCGCCAAAGACGGCGGCUACAUCCUCAACAUCAAGCUCUCUGACUGGGGAGACGACCUGGCGUCGGUCCGCCUGCCAUUCCAGCUGGGCGGAGAGGAAACCAAGUACUCGCUCCGGAUCCCAGAGGUUGGCACUUUCAGUACCCUGGAGAGCUCCCUGGGGACGGACGCCACCGCCGGCCUGCCGUUCUCCACCCGCGACCAGGACAACGACCAGAAGGCCGACAUCAGCUGUGCCAAGCACCUCUCCGGCGGCUGGUGGUUCAGCAACUGCGGCCGUUCCAACCUGAACGGUCGGUACUUCCAGAGCCCCCCUCCCAAGCAGAGGCACCAGAGGAAGCAAGGCAUCUUCUGGAAGACCUGGAGAGGCCGCUACUACCCGCUGAAGCUCAGCAUGAUGAUGAUCGCCCCCGGCGCCAUCGAGAGCAAGUCAUAGACAACAGGGGAGAGACAGGGGCGAGAAAAAGUCACGACAAAGACAAGAAGCAGAUUUUGAACUCUGUUAGGGUCUGAAAAGACGGGCAGGCUGCUUCUCUGCACCUCAAACUGCAGACGAGUGAAAAUCUGAGCGCGCAGUGGAAUUUCUUUACAUGUUUCUGCCGCUGCUGCUUCCUUCUGUUGGCCCAGUUCAGCCUCCAGAGGGAAGGCGUCACGGAGCGAGUCCCAACCUGUCCACUGGGUGAAAAGUCACACAGCGUUUUGCAACAAGUUGGGACUCCUCAGCCGACUGUGUAUGUGGGCUGUUUUUCAAGCCGGGAAGUGACUCCGUAGGGAGUCAACAUUGCUGUGGGCUCAAAAACAACUCUUUUUUGUUUUUUUUUUAUUUUUUUGAAGAGGAUGCACAUAGGAGUGAAUAGCAGGCGGUUGAGAAAUCCUCUGAAAGUCAAUAGUGCAGACCAAACGCUUUCAACAAAGUCGUUUUCCACACGAACAGGAUGAGAUUAGUGUUGAAAAGAGUUAUGUAAAGUUAUCCGUCAGUGCAAACCGGGAUUACGAUGCAGAACCUGUGCGAACGCUGACACAAUGGACCAUUCCAGCCUUUUCUACCACAAAAUUUAGAAUCACACUUUAGACAUUCUUCACUUAGUUUUGUUUUCCUGUGGAGAUUUUGAUGCUAUUGAGUCAUAUUGACUUCUUUUAAGACAAGUGGCAUUGUCCUGUACAUAAUAUUUGAAGGAAUGUUUUCUGUGUUUGCAGAAAUGUGACUGUUACAGACUCGUGAUGGUUUCUGUGUCCCUCUGACUCGGGAGAUUGUUAUUGUAGAUGUUGUCCUUAUUUAAAUGCUGUAAAAAAAAAUCAAUAUAUAUAUUUCUGCUGCUUCUUCUUUGUAAUUUA